AUGAGCCCCUUCAACGGCGACAGGGACGCGGCCGUCCUACUGUUCGGGUCGCAAGUGGAAUCCUUGUCCAAGGAGGCACUCGACGAAAUCAGGAAGUCACUGCUGGACGACGUGUCCCGGCAAUGGAUUCUCGAGACGCUGGCCGGGCUUCCCAGCUGGCUGGACGCUCUGGCCAAAGCACUGCCCAAGGUUACAGAUGCGAUUGGCCCCGACGGCAGACAGCUCCUGGUGCAGCUGGAGUCGUGGUUAAGAAACGGCGAGCAAGACGGCUGGGUGCUGGGCCGCUCGAGGGUGCCCAGCGUGGUGCUCGCCCCUGUAGUCGUCCUCGCACAGAUUGCGCAGUACCGGCGGUAUCUCGCGCUGAGCCAAGCAAGGCACGCAAGCGUGGUGGCGCAGGGGAAGGCCUCGACGUUGGGCUUCUGCAUGGGCUUGUUGGGAGCCUUUGCCGUUGCAAGCGCCAACAACGACGCCGAAGUCGAGCGGUACGGGGCCGUGGCAGUGCGGCUGGCAUGCGUGGGAGGUGCCCUGAUCGAUGCGCAGGACGAGUGGAGUGCGACCAAGUCGUUCGCUUUGGCGUGGACGAACUCGAAGCAAAAGGAGUCGGCAGAAGGCAUCGUCAAGGGCCUCGCACCGGAGGCGUACAUGUCGGUGCUCUACGACGAGGCACGCGCGACCAUCACAACAUCGGAGCGGGCGGCGGCUCGUUUACUGCGUCAGCUUCGUGCAGCUGGAAUCACCACGGCCGAGGUGGGUUUCCGCGGCGACAUCCACAACCCCGCCUCUCAGACAAAGGCCGAAGUUGACGCCCUGAUUGCCUUUUGCAACGACAACCCCGACCUCCAGUUCCCCGAUGCCGCCAGCCUCGCCUUGCCCACCUACACCAAUGUCGGCCAUGGCCAGCCCGUCGCCUCCACAGCUGGCUCCAUGCACGAGAUUGCCUAUCGGACCGUCUUCGAGCACCGCUGCGACUGGUUCAAUACUUUCGCAAGCGUCAAGGCCGCCCGUCUCGAUGGCACAGACGGCCACGUCGUGGCGUUUGGCCCCGACCGCUGCGUGCCCCAGACUCUGACGCGCUCGCUGGACAACAGAGUCGUGCACUUUGCUGACGGUGGUUUCGACGUGCCUGUCGUGAAACAACAACAACAACAACAACAACAGAGGGAUGCCAUUGCCGUCGUUGGCAUGGCCAUCAAGGUCGCCGGCGCAGACGACGUCGACGAGUUCUCCGAUAUGGUCAAGACUGGCGAGUCUCAGCACGUAGAAGUCUCGCGGGAGCGCAUGCGCUUCGAGACGCUUUUCCGCGAGGGCGACGACGAUCCAUCGCGCCGGUGGUUUGUCAAUCCCAUGCGCGACGUCGACGCCUUCGACCACAAGUUCUUCAAGCGCAGCCCGCGUGAGUCGGCUUCCAUGGACCCGCAGCAGCGCUUGAUGCUCCAGGCCACAUACCAGGCCCUUGAGCAGGCUGGUUACUUCACCGAAGACCUGCGGAAUGCCCCGGACGAUGGGAGAGACCGGAAGCAUGUUGCCGUGUACAUUGGCGCCCCGUCGGUCGACUACGAGCACAACGUGGGCACCCACAGUGCCAACGCCUUCACGUCGACGGGCAACCUGCAGACUGUCCUCACUGGCCGCGUCGCUCACCACUUUGGGUGGACUGGCCCGGCCAUUACCCUCGACACGGCAUGCUCGUCGUCGGCCGUGGCAAUCCACAUGGCUUGCCAAAGCCUGUUGACUGGCGAGUGCAAUGCUGCCCUCGCUGGCGGCGUUGCCUUGUUCACCAACCCCACUUGGUACCAGAACCUGGCCGCUGCCAAUUUCCUCAGCCCCACCGGCCAGUGCAAGCCGUUCGACGAAAAGGCCGACGGUUUCUGCCGUGCCGAAGGCAUCUCCUGCGUCUUCCUCAAGAGGAUGUCGGAUGCCGUUGCCGACGGGAACCCCAUCUUCGGCUGCAUCAACAGCUCGGCUGUCUACCAAAACCAGAACAGCACCCCGAUGUUUGUGCCCAACUCGCCUUCACUCUCGUCGCUCUUCAAAGAUGUCCUCAAAAAGGCAAAGGUCAGCCCCGCCGACGUCUCCCUUGUCGAAGCCCAUGGCACGGGAACGCCCGUCGGUGACCCUGCCGAGUACGACGCCAUCCGACGGGCGCUCCGUGGUUCCGAGGUCCGAUCAAAGCCUAUUCCUCUGGGCUCGCUCAAGGGUCAUAUUGGUCACACCGAGGGUGCAUCGGGUGUCGCCUCGCUGAUCAAGGUUAUUGCCAUGAUGCGCGAGAAGUACAUCCCGCCCCAGGCCAGCUUUACCAAGAUAAACCCGGCUAUCAAGGCGUUGCCUUCGGAUAUGCUUGAGAUUGUUACCAAGCUUCGUCCAUGGAAUGAAGACAGGCAAAAGGUGGUCCUUAUCAACAAUUACGGUGCCGGAGGGUCGAACGCGGCUAUGCUAGUGACCGAGCCGCCAGCCAGUCUUACCUCUGGCAACAAUGAGCAGCAGGAAUCGCGUUUGCCCUUCUUUUUAUCUGGCCUCGACUUGCGUAGCAUCAAGGCGUAUGCCGCCAAGUUGGUCUCGUUCCUGGAGUCAAAGUCCCAGUCCUACACACUGGCCGAUCUCUCUUUCGGCAUUGACAGACACUCCAACCCAGAUCUUAGUCAAAGCCUUGUCUUCAGCUGUCGAUCAGUCUCGGAGCUGAAGGAGAAGAUCUCCAGUGUUGCUUCUGCCAAAACCACCAAGUCUUCGGAGCUCGGCAUUGAGAGCUCCAAGCCCGAGCGUCCUGUCAUCCUCUGCUUCGGUGGCCAGGUCUCGACGUUUGUCGGUUUGGACCGCAAGCUGUACGAGAGCGUCGCCGUCCUGAGGAACCACUUGGACAAGUGCGAUGCCAUCAUUCAGUCCCAGCUGGGCUUGGGUAGCAUGUACCCAGACAUCUUCUCCCGCACGCCCUUCACCGACCCGGUGCGGUUGCAGACCAUGCUGUUUUCUAUCCAGUAUGCUAGCGCCAAGUCUUGGAUCGAUUGCGGGCUAUCGGGCAAGGUUGCUGCCGUUGUAGGCCACAGCUUCGGUGAGCUCACGGCACUCUGCAUCUCGGGCGCCGUGAGCCUCGAAGAUGCCAUCAAGAUGGUUGGUCGCCGAGCUCAACUGAUACGCGACUCUUGGGGCUCGGACAAGGGUGCCAUGAUGGCCGUCGAGGCAGACGAAUCUCUUGUCCAGGAGCUUCUGGCCGAGUCUGGCAGCCAUCUUCACGGCCAGAACGACGGCGCCAGCCACACCCCGGCUGCCAUUGCCUGCUACAACGGCCCGAGGAGCUUCACGCUCGCCGGUUCCGUCAAGUGCAUUGACGCUGUCGCCGAGACAUUGGCUAAGAAUGACCGGUUCUCGGCCAUCAAGAAUAAGAGGCUCAACGUCACUAACGCCUUCCACUCGUCGCUCGUCGAUCCACUCGUGGACUCUCUGGAGCAGGUCGGCAAGGAGCUGGCAUUCCAGGAGCCUUCGAUUCCAUUGGAGCGUGCCACCGAGACGAGGGUUUCUGGUACCCCGACGCCGGAGUUUGUCGCCGACCACAUGAGGCAGCCCGUCUUCUUCAACCACGCGAUUCAACGCUUGGCCAAAGACUACCCGUCGGCCAUUUUCUUGGAAGCCGGCUCCAACUCGACCAUAACUGUCAUGGCAAACCGUGCGCUGAUGGGCCAGGCAGCCUCUGGCACCGCACACCAUUUCCAGGCGGUUAACAUCACCAACGGAGGAGGCCUGGAUGGACUGACGGACGCAACUACCGCCUUGUGGAAGCAAGGCUUGCGCGUAUCGUUCUGGGCGCACCACGCUCAGCAGACAAAUGGGUACGCGCCUCUGCUUCUGCCACCGUACCAAUUCGAGAAGACGCGCCACUGGCUGGAGCGCAAGUCCAUGGCCGACGCUGUGGCAAAGGCAGCCGCAGAGCUUGCGGGCAAAACACAGCCAACAGUCCAAGCGGACGAGCAGAAGGACGAUGCUCUCUGCAAGUUCGUUGGCUACCAAGGCCGGGACAAGACUCCUCGCUUCAGCAUCAAUUCCGACUCCCCCAAGUACAGGGAGCUACUCGCGGGCCACAUCAUCGCCCAGACGGCGCCCAUCAGUCCCAGCACACUUCAGUUCGACAUGGCCAUCGAGUCUCUCUUCAGCCUCCACCCCGAGUGGAAAGCCGCCGGCCUGGUGCCUGUGCUUCACGACUUGGUCAACCACUCUCCACUCUGCGCGGACCAGUCACGUGUCUGGUGGCUGGACUACAAGCCCCUUGACGCAGCCGAGUCUCAGUGGGAAUGGAAAAUCUCCAGCACUCUGCACAACGGCUCACAGACACAGCAACACACCCAGGGGCGUCUCCACAUCCGCUCUCCGGAAGACGAGGCGUUCAUAGCCGAGUUUGCGCGCUUUGAGCGUCUUGUCAACUUCGCUCCUUGCGCGGCUCUUCUCGCUGCAGCCGGCCGCGACGGAGAAAGCGACGACAUCGACGUGUUGCAGGGCCGUAACAUCUACCGCGCAUUCGCCGAGAUGGUCGACUACUCGGACAUCUAUCGCGGCGUGCGCACCGUGAUAGGCCGUGGUGACGAGUGCGCAGGCCGUGUCCACCGUCGCCACUCUGGCGAAACAUGGGUCGAUGUCCUGUUGGACGACUGCUUCAGCCAAGUUUCGGGUAUCUGGGUCAACCUCAUGACCGACGCCGGCGACGGCGAAAUGUACGUCUCUUCGGGAUGCGAGCUGUCGAUGCGCUCGCCCCGUCGCCUUGUGCAGCCUGGAAGCACGCAAGAACACUGGCAUGUCUAUGGCCGCAGCACGAAGAAGUCCGACACGUCCUUCGUGAGUGACGUUUUCGUCUUCGAUGCCUCCACUGGCCAACUUGCCCAGGUCGUCCUCGGCAUCCAGUACUCCAAGGUGCCGAUGGCUUCAAUGAGCAGGAUGCUCUCGAACCUCACCAAGGACCCGUCGGUGAUGCCCCAGCGUACUUCGGGUGCCAAAGCUGCCGCUCUGCCUUCUACGGUGCCUGCCACCGCGCCCGUCAGCAAAUCGAAGAAGACGCAGAAGAAAAAGACCAAGAAGGCGAACGCUUCCACUCCGAAGCGCCCGGAAAUCACCGAAGAGGUUCGCAAGCUGGUGGCGAACGUGUCUGGCAUGGAACUUGGUGAUAUCACACUAGACUCACAACUGGCUGAUAUCGGCAUCGAUUCGCUGAUGGGCAUGGAGAUGUGUCGCGAGAUCGACCUCGUCUUCAAGUGCACGGUUGAUCAAGGGCAACUGCUUCAAGCCACUAGCGUUCGCCAGCUUGUCGAGUUCAUUCUUAAGUACGUGCCGACACCUGCGUCUGACGUCCCUGAGCAAGAAGAAGAGGAAGAAGAGGGAGAAGAAGAAGAAGUCGAAGAGGUGUUUGCGACCGCCACCACCACAACAACGAAUCACCCGUCUUCUGACGAAUCCGACGACGACGAGGACAACGACAGCUGGUCCAAUGUAACUCCCCCUAGCAGAGACAGCCAGCCUCUGGGGUCCAAGCCACGCGACCUUGCGACGCGCUUGGCCGACGCGGAGAGGUACGUGGCCGAGCACACGGCUGGAUGGGCCUCCAAGCAGCUCGAGGAGACGGCGGAAAGGCCCGCGCCCGUCAAUCGGGAUGACGCCGUUGUCAUAGUUACCGGUGCCAGUGGCAGCCUCGGCUCACAUCUCGUGGCCGCCUUCGCCGAAAACGCCAGUGUCAAGGCAGUCGUCUGCGUGAACCGGCACAACAGCGUGCCGGCCGAGAAGCGCCAGCUGGACGCCCUCUCGAGGCGCGGCAUCUCGCUUUCGCCCGACGCCCAGGCCAAGCUGCGCGUCCUCGAGACAGACAUGUCGCGCCCGCAGCUUGGGCUCGCUGCGGCCGAGUACGACUGGCUGGUGCAGAACGGCACCCACGUCGUGCACAACGCCUGGCCCAUGAGCGCCACCCGGCCCAUCGCGGCCUUUGUGCCGCAGUUCCAGACCAUGCGCAGCCUCCUCGACCUCGCGCGCGAGAUGGCCUUGGCCAACACCCAGCGCAGAGUGGGCUUCCAGCUCGUGACUUCCAUCGGUGUCACGGGCAAGGCUGGCGUGCCCCGCGUCCCCGAAGAGCGCCUCCCCUUGGCCGCUACCCUGCCCACAGGCUACUGCGAAGGGAAGUGGGUGUGCGAGCGCAUGCUCGACGCCACGCUCCACCAGUACCCCAGCAUCUUCCGGCCCAUGGUGGUGCGCCCCGGCCAGAUCGCCGGCUCGACCAGCAGCGGCUACUGGAACCCGGUCGAGCACUUCCCGUUCCUGGUCAAGUCGUCGCAGGCCGUGCGCGCGUUCCCCGCUUUCUCCGGUCGCAUGCAGUGGGUCCCCGUGGAUGCUGCCGCGGCUGGCAUGGCCGAGCUGCUGUUCAUCGGCGCCGAGGCAACCGCUCCCCCGCCCAGCGCCGUCUACCACAUCGACAACCCGGUCGGGCAGCGCUGGGAGGACGUCUCGCACGUGCUGGCCGAUGCCAUUGGCGCCGAGGGCGUUGUGCCCUUCCGGCAGUGGCUGAGGCUCGUGUCGCGCUCGCCUCUGCCUGCGACGGAGAACCCGGCGGCCCAGAUCUUUGACUUCUUGGACCGCGAGUUCGAGCGCAUGUCGUGCGGUGGGCAGAUUUUGGAUACCACGAGGGUAAAGGAGCAUUCGAAGACUAUGGAUGCUCUGGGGCCUGUGAGUGCUGAGGCUGUCAGGGGUUAUGUGAGGUCGUGGAAGGAGAUGGGCUUUUUGAAGUAG
This is a messenger RNA of Aplosporella prunicola CBS 121167, 6750 nucleotides long. RefSeq lists its product as uncharacterized. Gene Ontology annotation, biological process: fatty acid biosynthetic process. Lineage: Eukaryota; Fungi; Ascomycota; Dothideomycetes; Botryosphaeriales; Aplosporellaceae. Gene Ontology annotation, molecular function: phosphopantetheine binding; 3-oxoacyl-[acyl-carrier-protein] synthase activity. The transcript has 4 exons. Bases 1 to 6750 code for a protein of 2249 amino acids. The record is from RefSeq and is a predicted model, not a curated record.